This is a messenger RNA of Hyaena hyaena (striped hyena), 3098 nucleotides long. RefSeq names its product protein O-mannosyl-transferase TMTC2-like. Gene Ontology annotation, molecular function: protein binding; mannosyltransferase activity. Gene Ontology annotation, biological process: protein O-linked glycosylation via mannose. The record is from RefSeq and is a predicted model, not a curated record. NCBI's taxonomy places the organism in Eukaryota, Metazoa, Chordata, Mammalia, Carnivora, Hyaenidae. Gene Ontology annotation, cellular component: endoplasmic reticulum membrane. Bases 1 to 633 code for a protein of 210 amino acids. The transcript is spliced from 5 exons.
AUGGAGGCACUGAGAUUGCCUUUCCCGUCAUCCGCUACCUUUUAUGGUGUCGAGGGAUUUCUUGUUCUCCUUAGUGACCCAGCUGCAAAGCAGCUGUUGUUGAGGCUCCUGCCUUUCCACUCUCACAGGGCAGCGUUCCUAACCAUCCCCCUGGGAUUUAAGCUUCUGCAGCAAGUGUGUCAACUCAGCUGUGGUCGUAAGAGUGAGGCUGAAAAGUUCUUCUUGAAGGCUAUUGAGCUGGAUCCCACCAAAGGAAACUGUUACAUGCAUUAUGGUCAGUUUCUUCUGGAAGAAGCUCGCCUCAUAGAAGCAGCUGAGAUGGCAAAAAAAGCAGCUGAACUGGACAGCACGGAGUUCGAUGUGGUCUUCAGUGCUGCCCACAUGCUCAGGCAGGCUAGCCUCAAUGAAGCAGCCGAGAAGUAUUAUGAUUUGGCGGCCAGACUGAGACCAAAUUAUCCGGCGGCUCUGAUGAACCUGGGGGCUAUCCUCCAUCUCAACGGCCGUCUCCAAAAGGCUGAGGCCAACUACCUGCGGGCACUGCAGCUCAAGCCCGAUGAUGUCAUCACGCAGUCCAAUCUCCGUAAACUGUGGAACAUCAUGGAAAAGCAAGGCUUAAAGACUUCCAAGACCUGACACGGGAGGGCAUACCUCGUCCUCCUCCUUACUGGAAAGCUGGCUUCGUUAAUGAACAGACCUUCCCAGCAGUGCUAGGACAAGAGCUAGUAUGGACUUCAAGAUGGGGGCAGGGGUCACUGGGGUCACUGCCACUUCUGGGAGUAUUCACUCUGCUGUUGGCACAGCCGUUAACACCAAAAAGGGGAACAUUGGAAACCUCCUGAAGGAUGUAAUUGUUACCCAUAGAACUAUUAAACCAGAGCACUUAAAACAGGAUCUCACGGCAUUGGGGCGAGGGGGGUGGGGUGGGCAGGGAAUCUAAGUUACAAAUUUUGUUCAUUUUUGAAAGCUAAUUUAGAAAUUAUAUUGUUCCUUAAACACUGUGAGAGGAAGUCAGAGUGUCCAUUCAGCCCUGCUAAACUAUUAAGAGCAAGUGUUAAUAGGGAAUGAUUAAAGUGUCGCGUGAAUUCCAGCGUGCUGGCGGGUUGUCCUGAUGCUGCUGUCUUCCCUCUUCGGGACGGCCUGCUUACCAAUUUGUGAAACUUAGAGAAAAAAAAAAACUUUUUUCUAAGUAUGUCAAGACCCGUCAGAAUCUAUAGUUGUUUCCUGACAAGUGCACAUCACAUUUUAUGAUUUGGAUGUCACAGUCUUCAUUUCUUUUAGACAGCAUUUGCUUUUCAUGUUCUGAGCUGAGGUAACCAGCUUUCACACUGGUGUUGCAGGAGAGGCCGGGCAGACCUUAUACGUGUCAGGCAGGCAAUGUUUACUUUUAACGUCACCAAUGUCACCCCAGACCACCUAGGAGAAUUCAUUGUAGUAAUUCUUAGGCUUUUGAAAUGACUAUACCUGGUUAAUGUACAUGCUAAUAUAGGGAUUACAUCCAAAAGAGCUUAAAAGUGUUCUAAUUCCAAUAACUAACCAGCAGCUAUUAGGCAAAAGGGAACGUGCUAUGCACUUCCCAGAUGUUAAUGGUUAAGAAAUCAAGUCUGAGCAAAGCAGUGUAUAAUAAUGGUUGCCAAUGAAUGUUAUAUUUUGGAAAGAAUUGGUAUAAAAUGCUAAUCACUUUCUGACAGGUUCCUAAACAGCAAUGCAAAUAAGUUUUUAAGGCGUUAUUUUUAUCAUAUUUUGCUCUUCCUUAAAGACAUCAAAAAUGACUUACUUUAGGCUGCAGUAGAGUAUAGCAUCAGCCUGUGUGUUUUUAUGUCUUCUGCCAUGUGCUUUUCACAGUUAAACUAUUUUUUCACUAGCAAAUCAGUAUUUUAUUUCUUUAUCUAGUAGUAACCACUUUAGUGAUCAUUACACAAGUAAAAAUGAGGUAGAGAAAAACAUUGAACAAUGUUUGACUUACAAAUUUUGCUACUAAAAACUAACUUUGCAAAAAAAAAAAAAAAAACAGUUCACUAUCACCUUCUUCAUAGAGAAAGUAGCUACACAAUACCCUACAUAUUUAUUUAUUUAUUAUUCUACCAUAGCAAAAUAACAAAACUUGAUUCAGUAAGUCAGUUGUUUGCAACUGAAAAUUAGCUUUUUCUCUUUUCUUUAACUUUUCAUGUAUAUAUAUUGGGCAGCAUCCCCACUAAAAGGAAGCUGGACGUGCAAAUAAAUCAUAUUUUGUUUUCUCCAUAUUUUAUAUGUUUUGCUCCUUAUCUGAAUAAAGUGGGAUGAAGAAUUUAAAGUAGUGUUCCUAUGGCAUUAGUGUGUUUGAAAGAAGGGCAGUUGUAGUGAGAGAGGUUUGUUGAUGGCAUUAGUAAGAAGGCCCUCCUAAUAUGUAUAUUAUUUUGUAAACAUUUCAUCGAAGGGCCAAAAGUUAAAUUAUAACUAGAUCACUGUGUUUUUCAGAACGAUAUUUAACAUUUAAAAACAGCACACCCGUGGUCAAACCAAAAGUGUGGGUUGAAGUGUAUUUUUCAUCUUCUAGUGCAUUGGCAAUUGCAAAAAAAAUAAAUAAAUAAGGAAUUUAAUAUAAGGAUAUAGAGAUAAAUUCAAUGUCUAACAGUUUUAUUUAUUUAAAUAGUUAUUGACCUAUGAUGACUUCCUAUUCUUAACAUUUUAUGUCUUUUUGUUGUUGAUGUUCUUCCUUCCAGACACUUGGUUCUUAAUAGGUUCGCUGAUUGCACAGUAGAGGCACUUCAUAUUGACCCAGUCCCCAGGUAGCAUUAAUAAUUGGGCCUGUGUCAUAAAAUGCAUGGAUGUUUAAUAGCUAAAUGUCCCUGACACCUUUCACUACAGGGCUGGGCUUAGUAACUGACCAACUUGGGGGGAGGUCGGGAGGGGGCGCUAUAGAACAUGGUCAAAAAAUGUCUCCGCUCAGGGAUUUAUGGUGGAUUAUUGCAGACAGUGCUAAAAAUAUAGAGCACAAGACAAGUUUACUAAAUUAAAGUUUUAUUUUUUGAGAAACUGUUAUUUGUAUAAAUUAUCAAGAUUUGUAGGCUUUCCUUUUGUAGAAAUAAUUGUUUUAUGUGCCAGAGAAUUUCAAUUUUGUU